GUGAGACGUAAUAAGCGAAACACGCUAAAAAUAUAAGGAAUGAAGUCACAAGCUGCUUUUUAGUAAAAAAAGCAAACACAAGAAGGCAGAAGCGAAAACGAAGUCGGGUGCGUGUUGGUUCUCGGUUCGAGUUUUGCGAAAUCCGUGCGUCGUGCGCUAAACUCGCUGUUGUUGCUGGUUCGUCGGUAGUUCUUGGCCAAGGAAAGCGGACUCCUUCUCGUCUAGUGCGGCCCCAAAACAAGGGUGAAGCGCCCUUAUUCUGCUAGAACAUUCGGAGCUGACCCGCGCGAAUCACAAAGAUGAGCAAAGACGGACCGCCACCGUACGGCUUCGUGCUGCCACAAUCAGCACCACCCAGCUAUGCCCAGGCCGUAGGAGGAGUUCCACCGUCCGCUCCCUUCACGCCACAGGCACCGGUACUGACCGGAGCGCAGAUUGUGACCACGGUGGUACCGAUAGGGCCCCAGUCGACGCAUAUGAUAUGCCCUAGCUGCCAUGCGGAGGUUAACACACAAACAACCACUUCUCCGGGAAUGAUUGCUUACGUUUCGGGAUUUUUGAUUGCGCUCGUUGGGUGCUGGCUCGGUUGCUGCCUAAUACCAUGCUGCAUUGACGAAUGUAUGGACGUGCACCAUACUUGUCCUCACUGUAAGGCCUACCUAGGACGACAUCGCCGAUAAAUAGCGAAUAGACUAAUGACCAGGCGGGGUACGCGUUGACGCGAUUGCAAACAGCAGCGAAGAGAGCCUACACGCCAUCUAGCAGUUCCAUGAUCCUUGCAUCGGUGCUUUUUUCCGCUGGAUGUCCCCGGAAACGCGUACCAUUGCGAGUGUGUGUCUGUGUGUGCUUAAUUCGAUUCCAACAUUCAUCUUAUCCGCUCCGUGUCGAAACUGUCCGUGUUCUCGUUUUUAGCCCUCUUCCCUUUUAGAAGUACCACUACGUGAUUUUACAUCCACAGCAUCUGCUACACGGCCAGCCGCAAUGGUUUGGCACCGUCCGCUGAAAGUCGAAAGAGUUACAGCCGCAGGGAUAGCCAGCGGGGAAUCGAAUCUCCUGCCACACCCUCAUGCUGUGGUAGUUACAGUUUAAAUGUACUAUUCACCAUUGGCUGCGGUGGCUAAUAGUAUCGAAACGAAGCAUCCAAAAGAGGAAGAUGACGUGGAAAGCUCUUUUUAUGUGUGCGUAACGAAAGUAACAUGUUAGAUUGUGUUAAAACUUGUAACAAUCCUACAGAAGGAACUCAUUCAUAGAGCGAAUGAUAAUAGCAUAACCGAUUAUCUCCCCUCCAGAGAUUCUGGCUGAUAUUUUAUACACAUUUUUAUGUAUCUCCGUAUCAUAUCGUUUUGGUUGUAGUUUAUAGAGAAGAAGGCCAUUUUUUCCAUUCUCAGUUUUUUUUUCGUGAUGUUUCCUUCCAUUGCUUAUGUUCUGAUUAAAGUGCGCUAAGAAGAAUCGUAUGUUCUUAGCCGCGUGUGGGUUUGCGUGGGACGGAAUGGGUGCCAUGGUACGGCAGAACGUUUGUCGUACACUUCCGGUUGCACUGCUGGUUAUUAAUGUUAAUGGUUCGAUGUACCGGAACAACAAGCAAACAGGAAAAACAAACAAAAACACACACAUUAAUUUGCCUAAUUACUGCUCCGAUUUGAAAACCCUCAAUCUAUGUAAUCUGUAUAACAUUAGAAAAUGGGCAUCUAAUAAACCAAAAUGAUAUUAACG
Messenger RNA from Anopheles aquasalis, 1713 nucleotides. RefSeq names its product LITAF domain-containing protein. The record is from RefSeq and is a predicted model, not a curated record. Lineage: Eukaryota; Metazoa; Arthropoda; Insecta; Diptera; Culicidae. Gene Ontology annotation, molecular function: zinc ion binding.